Molecule: messenger RNA, 369 nt
Organism: Aureococcus anophagefferens
Lineage: Eukaryota; Pelagophyceae; Pelagomonadales; Pelagomonadaceae
Exons: 3
Biological process (GO): cilium assembly
Cellular component (GO): MKS complex
Source: RefSeq, a predicted model, not a curated record
UUUGACAGCAAGGCUCUGCAAGUGCGCUGGUACUUUGAGUAUUCGUCUGAUUGGAAUUUGCUCGAGGGACCACGCGAAGGACAGAGCCAAGCCUAUGCCUACGGGCGCGAGGGUCGGCUUGCAGUACUCGACCAUCCCAUGGAUCUGCGCAUUCACACAUCAUCUGCCUUCCGCAUGGCACAGGUUAUUUCCACAGUCCCGAAACUAACAGUUCAGGUAUACCAAGCCGACGAUCUCUCAAGGCAUGAGCUCACCGGGUAUGGUUUCUGUCACCUCCCGAUGGUUUCUGGAACGCAUGACAUCGAGAUUGUUUGUUGGCGUCCCUUCGGGACCUGGUACGAGCGCCUCUCCUCCAAGUUUAUCGGGGGG